Messenger RNA from Dromiciops gliroides (monito del monte), 25541 nucleotides. RefSeq names its product AHNAK nucleoprotein 2 (gene AHNAK2). Gene Ontology annotation, biological process: regulation of RNA splicing. Bases 54 to 24671 code for a protein of 8205 amino acids. The record is from RefSeq and is a predicted model, not a curated record. The transcript has 8 exons. Gene Ontology annotation, cellular component: nucleus; costamere; cytoplasm. Gene Ontology annotation, molecular function: protein binding. NCBI's taxonomy places the organism in Eukaryota, Metazoa, Chordata, Mammalia, Microbiotheria, Microbiotheriidae.
CCGCCAAGGCAGACCGGAGCGGAGCCGAUCGGGGCCCGCAGCCACCCGCCAAGAUGUGCGACUGCUUCCACCUGGUGCUUCCCAACUGGCCCGGAUCCCCUGCCAGUGUUUCUGGCAGGCAGCUGAGGCCAGAUGAUCCUGAUGCGGAAACAGAAGAAGACAACUCUGUGAAUGAAGUACCUAUUGAUGAAAUUAUCCGUCCUAGGCCUCAGGGCUCCUCACCAGUUUAUGAGUAUUCCAUUGACCAAGAACACUUCAUCAAGGGGGAAGAUACUCAGACCGGGCGGUUUUCCUCAGGAAGACGGAAAUCCCGGUGGAAACGUGACUCAGGGGAAUCCCAAAGCUUUUCUGGAAGGAGUCAAUCAGAGGAACCAAUGGAAAUCACUGUGCAGACAGAUGUGGAGGCUGGAGCCAGUGGCUACAGCGUCACUGGUGGUGGGAAGGAGGGGAUCUUCGUCAAACAAGUCUUGAAGGAUUCCUCUGCCGCCAAACUGUUCAGCAUGAGAGAAGGCGACCAACUGCUGAGUGCAACCAUCUAUUUUGACAAUAUUAAAUAUGAAGAUGCCCUCAAGAUCCUACAGUAUUCCGAACCAUAUAAGGUGCAGUUCAAUCUCAAACGAAAACUGGCAUCAAAAGACGACACAGAAAAAGUCCAUCAUUCAGCCACAAGUGACACUAGAGAAACAGACCAACAGGGCGAAGGUCUGACAGAUGGUGCAAUGGAGACUAUGGGAAAGAUGCUUGAAGAAGAAGAGGACAAAGAAAAGUUAAUAGUCAAAUCCAGAACGGGGAGGAGCCAGCGGCCAAAGAAAGAGAGGCUGUCAUGGCCCAAAUUCCAGGCAAAGAAAAACAAGAAGGCUGUGAGCCAUCGUAGGUCACAUAGCACAUCAGAUGCCUGUGAAGGGAGAGUGCCUGACCUUUCCCCAACAAGCACAGAUACUGAAUUACAUUUCCCGAAAGAGGAGACACAUCUGAAAGACAAGAGAGGCAGUGAGAGAAAGAGGAAGUUCCUGAACAUUGGAUUUAGAAUGCACCGGAAGCCUGAAAUAGAUGACAAGAUACCAGAGGCAGGCAUGACAGCAGCAGAGGUGAGAACCAAAGCAGCAAAAGAUGGCCAAAGGAUCUCCUUGGAUGUACAAGACCCGGAAAUGGAACUGGGCAGGUUGGAAUUUCAGAGUGCAGCUGGAAUCCCAGAGCACUUGGGAAAUGAAGAUAACAGGUUAAAGCAAGCUGAUCCUGGAACAAAGAAAGAGGAAGAACUGACACCAGAAGCUAGAGCAAUGAGUGGGGCUGUGAUAGGGAUCCCAGCUUCUGUCUCUGGAACACUCACUGGACCUCAUGUGUCUGUGAGAGGCAGAAGGAAAAAAUCAGAUGAUGCGGCAGACACCACUAAGGACACAGUGAGUAGAAGAAAACAUGGUCUGCAGGCUGGAAAAGAAGCAAGAGAAAGAUUAGAAGAUGCUUCUUUUGGUGUUCGAGGGCUAGAAAUUGGAAUUGCAAAGUUAACACUUCAGGAACCUCAGGAAGAGUUGGGCAAAGGCUAUGAAACACCAGAGAUAAGAGUGAAAAUACCAACUUUGCAAACACCCAAGUUUGGAUUUUCCAAAGGAAAAGUGACUGAGGCUAAAGUCUAUGCCUCUGGCCAUGAAAGGGAACAAUCCCUGGGGAAGGUCACAGCAAAUUUGGGGGAAAUGCUUAAGGAAGCCACACCUGAGGGAAAUAUUUCCCUAUCAGAUGUGACUGAAGCAGUUGGAAAGAUUUCUGUAGGGACUCCUAGCCUAGAUCACACUAUCCCUGGUAUACCUGAAAAAGGUACAGAGAUGUCAGAUGGGAAGGUCCAGAUAUCUACCAUGAAAAUGCCCCAAAUAACCAAACCUGAUGUUAGCAGGCCCAAGGUGGACAUCACCAUUCCUAGGGCAGAUGCUUCCCAGCCCAAGGCUGGGAUCCAGGGUCCAGGAAUAGGAAAAGAAGGAGUGAAGAUGGAGGGAGACAUCAAAGUGGGAGACAAGGACAUGGAGGGGAAAGACGGCAAGUUCAAAAUGCCUAAAUUUAAGAUGCCAUCAUUUGGAUGGUCUCCAAGCAAGGAAAAAAAAGGAUCAGUAGAGGUAUCUCUACCAAAAGGAGAGGUAGAUAUGUCAAAUUUUUCCAUAAAGGGAGAGGACAAAGACAGAGAUCUGAAUAUAUCACUCAUAUCUACAGAAAUCCCUGUAAGGGGUAUAGACCUCAGUAUGAAAAUACAUGAGGAAGAAGUUACUGUUAAAGAUCAUAAAGACAAAGAGGAUGUGGGAAUCAAAGGACCUAAAGUUCAGGUGCCAAGUAUCAAAAUACCACAAGUAUCUAAAGGAGACACUGAAGGCAAAAAGGUGGAUAUCACCAUACCCAGUGUAGAUGCAUCGCUGCCCAAGGUUAAACUAAACAUGGAUGUUGCUGGAGCAGAAGUACAAACAGUGAAUGUGAAAGGUGAUGAUGUAAAGGUGAAAGAAAAAGAAGGUGAUCACAAAGAGAGUAAAUUCAAAAUGCCAAGAUUCUCCAUGCCAGGUUUUGGCUGGGGAGGAGGUAAGGACAUUGGAUCUUCAGUAGAUAUAGAACCAAGUAGUAAAGAGCACAAGAUGACUGCCCCAUCUUAUGACAUGGAUAUAGAACAUGGUUUGGUCACAACAGACAAAAAAGUUCCCGAGGCAGACGUCCAGCUCAGCGACCUGAAAGGCAAGGCAGGCGGUGUGAGCAUCAAAGGGCACAUGCCUAAGGUCCACAUGCCCAGCAUCAAAAUGCCUCAAAUACCCAAAGCAGACAUCAAAGGCCCCAAAGUGGACAUCAGCGUGCCCACCAUGGAUGUGUCCCUGCCCAAGGACAAGGUCGACAUCAAGAGUCCUGAAGUCGAGGUGGAGGGAGUCAAGGUGGAAGGGGACAUCAAACUGGGAGACAAGGAUGUGGAGGGCAAGGACAGCAAGUUCAAAAUGCCCAAAUUCAGGAUGCCAUCCUUUGGAAUUUCUACUCCCAGCAAGGAAAUGGCAGCAUCCCUGGAUGUGUCAUUGCCCGAGGUAGAGCUGGAUGUGUCCCUGCCCUCAGUGCAGGGCGAUGCCAAGCCUGGCGACCUGAGUGUGGAGGUGCCCUCAGUAGAGGUGGACAUCAAAGGGGUGGACAUAGAAGGCCAGAUGCCCGAGGCAGAUGUCCAACUCAGCGACAUGAAAGGCAAGGCAGGUGAUGCGGGCAUCAAAGGGCACUUGCCCAAGGUCCACAUGCCCAGCAUCAAAAUGCCCCAAAUGCCCAAAGCAGACAUCAAAGGUCCCAAAGUGGACAUCAGCAUGCCCAGCGUAGACGUGUCCCUGCCCACGGGCAAGGUUGAAAUCAAGAGCCCUGAAGUCGAGGUGGAGGGAGUCAAGGUGGAAGGGGACAUCAAACUGGGAGACAAGGACGUAGAGGGCAAGGACAGCAAGUUCAAAAUGCCCAAAUUCAAGAUGCCAUCCUUUGGAGUUUCUGCUCCCAGCAAGGAAAUGGCAGCAUCCGUGGAUGUGUCCCUGCCCAGGGCAGAGCUGGAUGCGUCCCUACCCUCUGUGCAGGGUGAUGCCAAGGCUGACAACCUGAGUGUGAAGCUGCCGUCAGUGGAGGUGGACAUCAGAGGUGUGGUCACAGAAGGCCAGAUGCCCAAGGCAGACAUCCAGCUUGACGACCUGAAAGGCAAGGCAGGUACUGCAGACAUCAAAGGGCACUUGCCCAAGGUCCACAUGCCCAGCAUCAAAAUGCCCCAAUUGCCCAAAGCAGACAUCAAAGGUCCCAAAGUGGACAUCAGCAUGCCCAGCAUAGAUGUGUCCCUGCCCACAGGCAAGGUUGAAAUCAAGAGCCCUGAAGUCGAGGUGGAAGGAGUCAAGGUGGAAGGGGGCAUCAAAGUGGGAGACAAGGAGGUAGAAGGCAAGGACAGCAAGUUCAAAAUGCCCAAAUUCAAGAUGCCAUCCUUUGGAAUUUCUGGUCCCAGCAAAGAAGGGGCAGCAUCCAUGGAUGUGUCACUGCCCAAGGUAGAGCUGGAUGUGUCCCUGCCCUCAGUGCAGGGCGAUUCCAAGCCUGGCGACCUGAGUGUGGAGGUGCCCUCAGUAGAGGUGGACAUCAAAGGGGUGGACAUAGAAGGCCAGAUGCCCGAGGCAGAUGUCCAACUCAGCGACAUGAAAGGCAAGGCAGGUGAUGUGGGCAUCAAAGGGCACUUGCCCAAGGUCCACAUGCCCAGCAUCAAAAUGCCCCAAAUGCCCAAAGCAGACAUCAAAGGCCCCAAAGUGGACAUCAGCAUGCCCAGCGUAGACAUGUCCCUGCCCAAGGGCAAGGUCGACAUCAAGAGCCCUGAAGUCGAGGUGGAGGGAGUCAAGGUGGAAGGGGGCAUCAAACUGGGGGACAAGGAAGUGGAGGGCAAGGACAGCAAGUUCAAAAUGCCCAAAUUCAAGAUGCCAACCUUUGGGGUUUCUGGUCCCAGCAAGGAAGGGGCAGCAUCCCUGGACGUAUCACUGCCCAAGGCAGAGCUGGAUGUUUCCCUGCCCUCUAUGAAGGCCGGUGCCAAGGCUGGCGACCUGAGUGUGGAGGUGCCCUCAGUGGAGGUGGACAUCACAGGGAUAGACAUAGAAGGCCAGCUGCCUGAGGCAGAUGUCCAACUCAGCGACCUGAAAGGCAAGGCAGGUGGUGGGGGCAUGAAAGUCCACAUGCCCAGCAUCAAAAUGCCCCAAAUGCCCAAAGCAGACAUCAAAGGCCCCAAAGUGGACAUCAGCAUGCCCAGCGUUGACAUGUCCCUGCCCAAGGGAAAGGUCGAAAUCAAGAGCCCUGAAGUGGAGGUGGAGGGAGUCAAGGUGAAAGGGGACAUCAAACUGGGAGACAAGGAAGUGGAGGGCAAGGAUAGCAAGUUCAAAAUGCCCAAAUUCAAGAUGCCAUCCUUUGGAGUUUCUGGUCCCAGCAAAGAAAGGGCAGCAUCCCUGGACGUAUCACUGCCCAAGGCAGAGCUGGAUGUUUCCAUGCCCUCUAUGAAGGGUGAUGCCAAGACUGGCGACCUGAGUGUGGAGGUGCCCUCAGUGGAGGUGGACAUCAAAGGGGUAGACACAGAAGGACAGCUGCCUGAGGCAGACGUCCAGCUCGGCGACCUGAAAGGCAAGGCAGGUGGUACAGAUAUCAAAGGGCACUUGCCCAAGGUCCACAUGCCCAGCAUCAAAAUGCCCCAAAUGCCCAAAGCAGAUAUCAAAGGCCCCAAAGUGGACAUCAGCAUGCCCAGCAUAGACGUGUCCCUGCCCACGGGCAAGGUCGACAUCAAGAGCCCUGAAGUCGAGGUGGAGGGAGUCAAGGUGGAAGGGGGCAUCAAACUGGGGGACAAGGACGUGGAGGGUGAGGACAGCAAGUUCAAAAUGCCCAAAUUCAAGAUGCCAUCCUUUGGAGUUUCAGCUCCCAGCAAGGAAGUGGCAGCAUCCGUGGAUGUGUCACUGCCCAAGGUAGAGCUGGAUGUGUCCCUGCCCUCAGUGCAGGGCGAUUCCAAGCCUGGCGACCUGAGUGUGGAGGUGCCCUCAGUGGAGAUGGACGUCAAAGGGGUAAACAUAGAAGGCCAGCUGAAUGAGGCAGACGUCCAGCUUGCUGACCUGAAAGGCAAGGCAGGCAGUACGGGCAUCAAAGGGCACUUGCCCAAGGUCCACAUGCCCAGCAUCAAAAUGCCCCAAAUGCCCAAAGCAGACAUCAAAGGCCCCAAAGUGGACAUAAGUAUGCCCAGCGUAGAAGUGUCCCUGCCCAAGGGCAAGGUUGACAUCAAGAGCCCUGAAGUGGAGGUGGAGGGAGUAAAGAUGGAAGGGGACAUCAAACUGGGAGACAAGGACGUGGAGGGCAAAGACAGCAGGUUCAAAAUGCCCAAAUUCAAGAUGCCAUCCUUUGGAAUUUCUGGUCCCAGCAAGGAAGGGGCAGCAUCCAUGGAUGUGUCACUGCCCAAGGUAGAGCUGGAUGUGUCCCUGCCCUCAGUGCAGGGCGAUUCCAAGCCUGGCGACCUGAGUGUGGAGGUGCCCUCAGUAGAGGUGGACAUCAAAAGGGUGGACAUAGAAGGCCAGAUGCCUGAGGCAGAUGUCCAACUCAGCGACAUGAAAGGCAAGGCAGGUGAUGCGGGCAUCAAAGGGCACUUGCCCAAGGUCCACAUGCCCAGCAUCAAAAUGCGCCAAAUGCCGAAAGCAGACAUCAAAGCCCCCAAAGUGGACAUCAGCAUGCCCAGCGUAGACAUGUCCCUGCCCAAGGGCAAGGUCGAAAUCAAGAGCCCUGAAGUGGAGGUGGAAGGAGUCAAGGUGAAAGGGGACAUCAAACUGGGAGACAAGGAAGUGGAGGGCAAGGACAGCAAGUUCAAAAUGCCCAAAUUCAAGAUGCCAUCCUUUGGGGUUUCUGGUCCCAGCAAGGAAGGGGCAGCAUCCCUGGACGUAUCACUGCCCAAGGCAGAGCUGGAUGUUUCCCUGCCCUCUAUGAAGGCCGAUGCCAAGGCUGGCGACCUGAGUGUGGAGGUGCCCUCAAUGGAGGUAGACAUCACAGGGAUAGACAUAGAAGGCCAGCUGCCUGAGGCAGAUGUCCAACUCAGCGACACGAAAGGCAAGGCAGGUGGUGCGGGCAUCAAAGUCCACAUGCCCAGCAUCAAAAUGCCCCAAAUGCCCAAAGCAGACAUCAAAGGCCCCAAAGUGGACAUCAGCAUGCCCAGCGUUGACGUGUCCCUGCCCAAGGGCAAGGUCGAAAUCAAGAGCCCUGAAGUGGAGGUGGAGGGAGUCAAGGUGAAAGGGGACAUCAAACUGGGAGACAAGGACGUGGAGGGCAAAGACAGCAAGUUCAAAAUGCCCAAAUUCAAGAUGCCAUCCUUUGGAAUUUCUGCUCCCAGCAAGGAAGUGGCAGCAUCCGUGGAUGUGUCACUGCCCAAGGUAGAGCUCGAUGUGUCACUGCCCUCGGUGCAGGGCGAUUCCAAGCCUGGCGACCUGAGUGUGAAGGUGACCUCAGUGGAGGUGGACGUCAAAGGGGUGGACAUAGAAGGCCAGCUGCCUGAGGCAGACGUCCAGCUCAGCGACCAGAAAGGCAAGGCAGGCGGUGUGAGCAUCAAAGGGCACAUGCCUAAGGUCCACAUGCCCAGCAUCAAAAUGUCCCAAAUGCCCAAAGCAGACAUCAAAGGUCCCAAAGUGGACAUCAGCAUGCCCAGCGUAGACGUGUCCCUGCCCACGGGCAAGGUUGAAAUCAAGAGCCCUGAAGUCGAGGUGGAGGGAGUCAAGGUGGAAGGGGACAUCAAACUGGGAGAUAAGGACAUAGAGGGCAAGGACAGCAAGUUCAAAAUGCCCAAAUUCAAGAUGCCAUCCUUUGGAGUUUCUGCUCCUAGCAAGGAAAUGGCAGCAUCCGUGGAUGUGUCCCUGCCCAGGGCAGAGCUGGAUGCGUCCCUACCCUCUGUGCAGGGUGAUGCCAAGGCUGACAACCUGAGUGUGAAGCUGCCGUCAGUGGAGGUGGACAUCGGAGGUGUGGUCACAGAAGGCCAGAUGCCCAAGGCAGACAUCCAGCUUGACGACCUGAAAGGCAAGGCAGGUGGUACAGAUAUCAAAGGGCACUUGCCCAAGGUCCACAUGCCCAGCAUCAAAAUGCCCCAAAUGCCCAAAGCAGAUAUCAAAGUUCCCAAAGUGGACAUCAGCAUGCCCAGCAUAGACAUGUCCCUACCCACAGGCAAUGUUGAAAUCAAGAGCCCUGGAGUCGAGGUGGAGGGAGUCAAGGUGGAAGGGGACAUCAAACUGGGAGACAAGGAUGUGGAGGGCAAGGACAGCAAGUUAAAAAUGCCCAAAUUCAGGAUGCCAUCCUUUGGAGUUUCUUCUCCCAGCAAGGAAGGGGCAGCAUCCGUGGAUGUGUCCCUGCCCUCGGUGCAGGGCGAUGCCAAGCCUGGCGACCUGAGUGUGGAGGUGCCCUCAGUAGAGGUGGACAUCAAAGGGGUGGACAUAGAAGGCCAGAUGCCCGAGGCAGAUGUCCAACUCAGUGACAUGAAAGGCAAGGCAGGUGAUGUGGGCAUCAAAGGGCAAAUGCCCAAGGUCCACAUGCCCAGCAUCAAAAUGCCCCAAAUGCCCAAAGCAGACAUCAAAGGCCCCAAAGUGGACAUCAGCAUGCCCAGCGUUGACCUAUCCAUGCCCAAGGGCAAGGUCGAAAUCAAGAGCCCUGAAGUGGAGGUGGAGGGAGUCAAGGUGAAAGGGGACAUCAAACUGGGAGACAGGGAAGCGGAGGGCAAGGACAGCAAGUUCAAAAUGCCCAAAUUCAAGAUGCCAUCCUUCAGAGUUUCUGGUCCCAGCAAGGAAGGGGCAGCAUCCCUGGACGUAUCACUGCCCAAGGCAGAGCUGGAUGUUUCCCUGCACUCUAUGAAGGCCGGUGCCAAGGCUGGCGACCUGAGUGUGGAGGUGCCCUCAGUGGAGGUGGACAUCAAAGCGGUAGACUUAGAAGGCCAGCUGCCUGAGGCAGACAUCCAGCUCGGCGACCUGAAAGGCAAGGCAGGUGGUGAGGGCAUGAAAGUCUACAUGCCCAGCAUCAAAAUGCCCCAAAUGCCCAAAGCAGACAUCAAAUGCCCCAAAGUGGACAUCAGCAUGCCCAGCGUAGACGUGUCCCUGCCAAAGGGCAAGGUCGACAUCAAGUGCCCUGAAGUCGAGGUAGAGGGAGUCAAGGUGAAAGGGGACAUCAAACUGGGAGACAAGGAGGUGGAGGGCAAGGACAGCAAGUUCAAAAUGCCCACAUUCAAGAUGCCAUCCUUCGGAGUUUCUGGUCCCAGCAAGGAAGGGGCAGCAUCCCUGGACGUAUCACUGCCCAAGGCAGAGCUGGAUGUUUCCCUGCCCUCUAUGAAGGCCGGUGCCAAGGCUGGCGACCUGAGUGUGGAGGUGCCCUCAGUGGAGGUGGACAUCAAAGGGGUAGACAUAGAAAGCCAGCUGCCUGAGGCAGACGUCCAGCUCAGCGACCUGAAAGGCAAGGCAGGUGGUACAGAUAUCAAAGGGCACUUGCCCAAGGUCCACAUGCCCAACAUCAAAAUGCCCCAAUUGCCCAAAGCAGAUAUCAAAGGGCCCAAAGUGGACAUCAGCAUGCCCAGCGUAGACAUGUCCCUACCCGCGGGCAAGGUCGACAUCAAGAGCCCUGAAGUCGAGGUGGAAGGAGUCAAGGUGGAAGGGGGCAUCAAAGUGGGAGACAAGGAGGUAGAGGUCAAGGACAGCAAGUUCAAAAUGCCCAAAUUCAAGAUGCCAUCCUUUGGAGUUUCUUCUCCCAGCAAGGAAAUGGCAGCAUCCAUGGAUGUGUUACUGCCCAAGGUAGAGCUGGAUGUGUCCCUGCCCUCAGUGCAGGGCGAUGCCAAGCCUGGCGACCUGAGUGUGGAGGUGCCCUCAGUAGAGGUGGACGUCAAAGGGGUGGACAUAGAAGGCCAGAUGCCCGGGGCAGAUGUCCAACUCAGCGAAAUGAAAGGCAAGGCAGGUGAUGUGGGCAUCAAAGGGCAAAUGCCCAAGGUCCACAUGCCCAGCAUCAAAAUGCCCCAAAUGCCCAAAGCAGACAUCAAAGGCCCCAAAGUGGACAUCAGCAUGCCUGGCGUAGACAUGUCCCGGCCCAAGGGCAAGGUUGAAAUCAAGAGUCCUGAAGUGGAGGUAGAGGGAGUCAAGGUGAAAGGGGACAUCAAACUGGGAGACAAGGAAGUGGAGGGCAAGGACAGCAAGUUCAAAAUGCCCAAAUUCAAGAUGCCAUCCUUCAGGGUUUCUGGUCCCAGCAAAGAAGGGGCAGCAUCCCUGGAUGCAUCACUGCCCAAGGCAGAGCUGGAUGUUUCCCUGCCCUCUAUGAAGGCCGAUGCCACGGCUGGCGACCUGAGUGUGGAGGUGCCCUCAGUGGAGGUGGACAUCAAAGGGGUAGACAUAGAAGGCCAGCUGCCUGAGGCAGACGUCCAGCUCAGAGACCUGAAAGGCAAGGCAGGUGGUGGGGGCAUGAAAGUCCACAUGCCCAGCAUCAAAAUGCCCCAAAUGCCCAAAGCAGACAUCAAAGGCCCCAAAGUGGACAUCAGCAUGCCCAGCAUAGACGUGUCCCUGCCCACGGGCAAGGUCGACAUCAAGAGCCCUGAAGUCGAGGUGGAGGGAGUCAAGGUGGAAGGGGGCAUCAAACUGGGGGACAAGGACGUGGAGGGCAAGGACAGCAAGUUCAAAAUGCCCAAAUUCAAGAUGCCAUCCUUUGGAGUUUCUGGUCCCAGCAAGGAAAGGGUAGCAUCCCUGGACGUAUCACUGCCCAAGGCAGAGCUGGAUGUUUCCCUGCCCUCUAUGAAGGCCGAUGCCAUGUCUGGCGACCUGAGUGUGGAGGUGCCCUCAGUGGAGGUGGACAUCAAAGGGGUAGACAUAGAAGGCCAGCUGCCUGAGGCAGACGUCCAGCUCAGCGACCUGAAAGGCAAGGCAGGUGGUGGGGGCAUGAAAGUCCACAUGCCCAGCAUCAAAAUGCCCCAAAUGCCCAAAGCAGACAUCAAAGGCCCCAAAGUGGACAUCAGCAUGCCCAGCAUUGACCUAUCCAUGCCCAAGACAGAUAUCAAAGGGCCCAAAGUGGACAUCAGCAUGCCCAGCGUAGACAUGUCCCUACCCGCGGGCAAGGUCGACAUCAAGAGCCCUGAAGUCGAGGUGGAGGGAGUCAAGGUGGAAGGGGGCAUCAAACUGGGGGACAAGGACGUGGAGGGCAACGACAGCAAGUUCAAAAUGCCCAAAUUCAAGAUGCCAUCCUUUGGAGUUUCUUCUCCCAGCAAGGAAGUGUCAGCAUCCAUGGAUGUGUCACUGCCCAAGGUAGAGCUGGAUGUGUCCCUGCCCUCAGUGCAGGGCGAUGCCAAGCCUGGCGACCUGAGUGUGGAUGUGCCCUCAGUAGAGGUGGACAUCAAAGGGGCGGACAUAGAAGGCCAGAUGCCCGAGGCAGAUGUCCAACUCAGCGACAUGAAAGGCAAGGCAGGUGAUGUGGGCAUCAAAGGGCACUUGCCCAAGGUCCACAUGCCCAGCAUCAAAAUGCCCCAAAUGCCCAAAGCAGACAUCAAAGGCCCCAAAGUGGACAUCAGCAUGCCCGGCGUAGACGUGUCCCUGCCCACGGGCAAGGUUGAAAUCAAGAGCCCUGAAGUGGAGGUGGAGGGAGUCAAGGUGAAAGGGGACAUCAAACUGGGAGACAGGGAAGCGGAGGGCAAGGACAGCAAGUUCAAAAUGCCCAAAUUCAAGAUGCCAUCCUUCAGAGUUUCUGGUCCCAGCAAGGAAGGGGCAGCAUCCCUGGACGUAUCACUGCCCAAGGCAGAGCUGGAUGUUUCCCUGCCCUCUAUGAAGGCCGAUGCCAAGGCUGGCGACCUGAGUGUGGAGGUGCCCUCAGUGGAGGUGGACAUCAAAGGGGUAGACAUAGAUAGCCAGCUGCCUGAGGCAGAUGUCCAGCUCGGCGACCUGAAAGGCAAGGCAGGUGGUGGGGGCAUGAAAGUCCACAUGCCCAGCAUCAAAAUGUCCCAAAUGCCCAAAGCAGACAUCAAAGGCCCCAAAGUGGACAUCAGCAUGCCCAGCGUUGACCUAUCCAUGCCCAAGAGUAAGGUCGACAUGAAGAGCCCUGAAGUGGAGGUGGAAGGAGUCAAGGUGAAGGGGGACAUCAAACUGGGAGACAGGGAAGCGGAGGGCAAGGACAGCAAGUUCAAAAUGCCCAAAUUCAAGAUGCCAUCCUUUGGAGUUUCAGCUCCCAGCAAGGAAGGGGCAGCAUCCCUGGACGUAUCACUGCCCAAGGCAGAGCUGGAUGUUUCCCUGCCCUCUAUGAAGGCCGGUGCCAAGGCUGGCGACCUGAGUGUGGAGGUGCCCUCAGUGGAGGUGGACAUCAAAGGGAUAGACAUAGAAGGACAGCUGCCUGAGGCAGACAUCCAGCUCGGCGACCUGAAAGGCAAGGCAGGUGGUACAGAUAUCAAAGGGCACUUGCCCAAGGUCCACAUGCCCAGCAUCAAAAUGCCCCAAAUGCCCAAAGCAGAUAUCAAAGGCCCCAAAGUGGACAUCAGCAUGCCCAGCUUAGACGUGUCCCUGCCAACGGGCAAGGUUGACAUCAAGAGCCCUGAAGUCGAGGUGGAGGGAGUCAAGGUGGAAGGGGGCAUCAAACUGGGGGACAAGGACGUGGAGGGCAACGACAGCAAAUUCAAAAUGCCCAAAUUCAAGAUGCCAUCCUUUGGAGUUUCUUCUCCCAGCAGGGAAGUGUCAGCAUCCAUGGAUGUGUCACUGCCCAAGGUAGAGCUGGAUGUGUCCCUGCCCUCAGUGCAGGGCGAUGCCAAGCCUGGCGACCUGAGUGUGGAGGUGCCCUCAGUAGAGGUGGACAUCAAAGUGGCGGACAUAGAAGGCCAGAUACCCGAGGCAGAUGUCCAACUCAGCGACAUGAAAGGCAAGGCAGGUGAUGUGGGCAUCAAAGGGCACUUGCCCAAGGUCCACAUGCCCAGCAUCAAAAUGCCCCAAAUGCCCAAAGCAGAUAUCAAAGGCCCCAAAGUGGACAUCAGCAUGCCCAGCUUAGACGUGUCCCUGCCCAAGGGCAAGGUUGACAUCAAGAGCCCUGAAGUCGAGGUGGAGGGAGUCAAGGUGGAAGGGGGCAUCAAACUGGGGGACAAGGACAUGGAGGGCAAUGACAGCAAGUUCAAAAUGCCCAAAUUCAAGAUGCCAUCCUUUGGAGUUUCUUCUCCCAGCAAGGAAGUGUCAGCAUCCAUGGAUGUGUCACUGCCCAAGGUAGAGCUGGAUGUGUCCCUGCCCUCAGUGCAGGGCGAUGCCAAGCCUGGCGACCUGAGCGUGGAGGUACCCUCAGUAGAGGUGGACAUCAAAGGGGUGGACAUAGAAGGCCAGAUGCCCGAGGCAGAUGUCCAACUCAGUGACACGAAAGGCAAGGCAGGUGAUGUGGGCAUCAAAGGGCACUUGCCCAAGGUCCACAUGCCCAGCAUCAAAAUGCCCCAAAUGCCCAAAGCAGACAUCAAAGGCCCCAAAGUGGACAUCAGCAUGCCCAGCGUUGACCUAUCCAUGCCCAAGAGUAAGGUCGACAUCAAGAGCCCUGAAGUGGAGGUGGAAGGAGUCAAGGUGAAAGGGGACAUCAAACUGGGAGACAGGGAAGCGGAGGGCAAGGACAGCAAGUUCAAAAUGCCCAAAUUCAAGAUGCCAUCCUUCGGAGUUUCUGGUCCCAGCAAGGAAGGGGCAGCAUCCCUGGACGUAUCACUGCCCAAGGCAGAGCUGGAUGUUUCCCUGCCCUCUAUGAAGGCCGGUGCCAAGGCUGGCAACCUGAGUGUGGGGGUGCCCUCAGUGGAGGUGGACAUCAAAGGGAUAGACAUAGAAGGACAGCUGCCUGAAGCAGACCUCCAGCUCAGCGACCUGAAAGGCAAGGCAGGUGGUACAGAUAUCAAAGGGCACUUGCCCAAGGUCCACAUGCCCAGCAUCAAAAUGCCCCAAAUGCCCAAAGCAGAUAUCAAAGGCCCCAAAGUGGACAUCAGCAUGCCCAGCUUAGACGUGUCACUGCCAACGGGCAAGGUUGACAUCAAGAGCCCUGAAGUCGAGGUGGAAGGAGUCAAGGUGGAAGGGGGCAUCAAACUGGGGGACAAGGACGUGGAGGGCAACGACAGCAAGUUCAAAAUGCCCCAAUUCAAGAUGCCAUCCUUUGGAGUUUCUUCUCCCAGCAAGGAAGUGUCAGCAUCCGUGGAUGUGUCACUGCCCAAGGUAGAGCUGGAUGUGUCCCUGCCCUCAGUGCAGGGCGAUGCCAAGCCUGGCGACCUGAGUGUGGAGGUGCCCUCAGUAGAGGUGGACAUCAAAGGGGUGGACAUAGAAGGCCAGAUGCCCGAGGCAGAUGUCCAACUCAGUGACAUGAACGGCAAGGCAGGUGAUGUGGGCAUCAAAGGGCACUUGCCCAAGGUCCACAUGCCCAGCAUCAAAAUGCCCCAAAUGCCCAAAGCAGACAUCAAAGCCCCCAAAGUGGACAUCAGCAUGCCCAGUGUAGACAUGUCCCUGCCCAAGGGCAAGGUCGAAAUCAAGAGCCCUGAAGUGGAGGUGGAGGGAGUCAAGGUGAAAGGGGACAUCAAACUGGGAGACAGGGAAGCGGAGGGCAAGGACAGCAAGUUCAAAAUGCCCAAAUUCAAGAUGCCAUCCUUCGGAGUUUCUGGUCCCAGCAAGGAAGGGGCAGCAUCCCUGGACGUAUCACUGCCCAAGGCAGAGCUGGAUGUUUCCCUGCCCUCUAUGAAGGCCGAUGCCAUGUCUGGCGACCUGAGUGUGGAGGUGCCCUCAGUGGAGGUGGACAUCAAAGGGGUAGACAUAGAAGGCCAGCUGCCUGAGGCAGACGUCCAGCUCGGCGACCUGAAAGGCAAGGCAGGUGGUGCGGGCAUGAAAGUCCACAUGCCCAGCAUCAAAAUGCCCCAAAUGCCCAAAGCAGACAUCAAAGGCCCCAAAGUGGACAUCAGCAUGCCCAGCGUUGACCUAUCCAUGCCCAAGAGUAAGGUUGACAUCAAGAGCCCUGAAGUCGAGGUGGAGGGAGUCAAGGUGGAAGGGGGCAUCAAACUGGGGGACAAGGACAUGGAGGGCAAGGACAGCAAGUUCAAAAUGCCCAAAUUCAAGAUGCCAUCCUUUGGAGUUUCUUUUCCCAGCAAGGAAGGGGCUGCAUCCAUGGAUGUGUCACUGCCCAAGGUAGAGCUGGAUGUGUCCCUGCCCUCAGUACAGGGCGAUGCCAAGUCUGGCGACCUGAGUGUGGAGGUGCCCUCAGUGGAGGUGGACCUCAAAGCAGUAGACAUAGAAGGCCAGCUGCCUGAGGCAGACGUCCAGCUCGGCGACCUGAAAGGCAAGGCAGGUGGUGCGGGCAUCAAAGUCCACAUGCCCAGCAUCAAAAUGCCCCAAAUGCCCAAAGCAGACAUCAAAGGCCCCAAAGUGGACAUCAGCAUGCCCAGUGUAGACGUGUCCCUGCCGAAGGGCAAGGUCGACAUCAAGAGCCCUGAAGUCGAGGUAGAGGGAGUCAAGGUGAAAGGGGACAUCAAACUGGGAGACAAGGAGGUGGAGGGCAAGGACAGCAAGUUCAAAAUGCCCAAAUUCAAGAUGCCAUCCUUUGGAGUUUCUGCUCCCAGCAAGGAAGGGGCAGCAUCCCUGGACGUAUCAGUGCCCAAGGCAGAGCUGGAUGUUUCCCUGCCCUCUAUGAAGGCCGAUGCCAUGUCUGGCGACCUGAGUGUGGAGGUGCCCUCAUUGGAGGUGGACAUCAAAGGGGUAGACAUAGAUGGCCAGCUGCUUGAGGCAGACGUCCAGCUCAGCGACCUGAAAGGCAAGGCAGGUGGUACAGAUAUUAAAGGGCACAUGCCCAAGGUCCACAUGCCCAGCAUCAAAAUAUCCCAAAUGCCCAAAGCAGAUAUCAAAGGCCCCAAAGUGGACAUCAGCAUGCCCAGCGUAGACGUGUCCCUGCCCAAGGGCAAGGUCGAAAUCAAGAGCCCUGAAGUGGAGGUGGAGGGAGUCAAUGUGAAAGGGGACAUCAAACUGGGGGACAAGGACGUGGAGGGCAAGGACAGCAAGUUCAAAAUGCCCAAAUUCAAGAUGCCAUCCUUCGGAGUUUCUGGUCCCAGCAAGGAAGGGGCAGCAUCCCUGGACGUAUCACUGCCCAAGGCAGAGCUGGAUGUUUCCCUGCCCUCUAUGAAGGCCGGUGCCAAGGCUGGGGACCUGAGUGUGGAGGUGCCCUCAGUGGAGGUGGACAUCAAAGGCGUAGACACAGAAGACCAGCUGCCUGAGGCAGACGUCCAGCUGCGCGACAAGAAAGGCAAGGCAGGUGAUGUGGGCAUGAAAGUCCACAUGCCCAGCAUCAAAAUGCCCCAAAUGCCCAAAGCAGACAUCAGAAAACCCAAAGUAGACAUCAGCAUGCCCAGCGUAGAUGUGUCCUUGCCCAAGGGAAAGGUCGACAUCAAGAGCCCUGAAGUCGAGGUGGAGGGAGUCAAGCUGGAAGAGGACAUCAAAGUGGGAGACAAGGAGGUAGAGGGCAAGGACAGCAAGAUCAAAAUGCCUAAAUUCAAGAUGCCCUCCUUUGGAGUUUCUACUCCCAGCAAGGAAGUGACAGCGUCUGUGGACAUGUCCCAGCCCAAGGCAGAACAGGAUGUGUCCCUGGGCGAUACCAAGGCUGGAAAACUGAGUGUGGAGCUGCCCUCAGUGGAGGUGGACAUUAAAGGGGUAGACAUAGAAGGCCAGAUGCCCGAGAGAGACGUCCAGCUCGGUGACCUGAAAGGCAAGGCAGGUGAUGCGGGCAUCAAAGUCCACAUGCCCAGCAUCAAAAUGCCUCACAUGCCCAAAGCAGACAUCAAAAGCCCCAAAGUGGACAUCAGCAUGCCCAGUGUAGACAUUUCCCUGCCAAAGGGUAAGGUCGACAUCAAGAGUCCUGACGUUGAGGUGGAGGGAGUUAAGGUGAAAGGGGACAUCAAAGUGGGAGACAAGGAUGUGGAGGGCAAGGACAGCAAGUUCAAAAUGCCCAAAUUCAAGAUGCCAUCCUUUGGAGUUUCUGCUCCCAGCAAGGAAGGGGCAGCAUCCAUUGACGUGUCCCUGGGCCAUGCCAAGGCUGGCGACCUGAGUGUGGAGCUGCCUUCAGUGGAGGUGGAUGUAAAAGGCAUGGACAUAGAAGGCCAGCUGCCUGAGGCAGAUGUCCAGCUUAGUGACCUGAAAGGCAAGUCAGGUGGUGCGGACAUCAAAGGGCACUUGCCCAAGGUUCACAUGCCCAGUAUCAAAAUGCCCCAAAUGUCCAAAGCAGACAUCAAAGGCCCUAAAGUGGAUAUCAGAAUGCCCAGCAUUGACGUGUCCCUCCCCAAGAGCAAGGUCGACAUCAAGAGCCCUGAAUUCAAAGUGGAGGGAGUCAAGCUGGAAGAAGACAUCAAAGUGGGAGACAAGGAGGUGGAGGGCAAGGACAGCAAGUUCAAAAUGCCCAAAUUCAAGACGCCAUCCUUUGGAGUUUCUGGUCCCAGCAAGGAAGGGGAAGCAUCCCUGGACGUAUCACUGCCCAAGGCAGAGCUGGAUGUGUCCCUGGGCGAUGUCAAGGCUGGCAAACUGAGCGUGGAGCUGCCCUCAGUGGAGGUGGACGUCAAAGGGGUGGACAUAGAAGGCCAGGUGCCCGAGGCAGAUGUCCAGCUUGGUGACCUGAAAGACAAGGCAGGUGGUGCAGACAUCAAAGGGCACUUGCCCAAGGUCCACAUGCCCAGUAUCAAAAUGCCCCAAAUGCCCAAAGCAGACAUCCAAGGCCCUAAAGUGGACAUCAGCAUGCCCAGCAUAGCCGUGUCCCUGCCCAAGGGCAAGGUCGACAUCAAGAGCCCUGACGUCGAGGUGGAGGGAGUCAAGGUAGAAGGGGACAUCAAAGUGGGAGACAAGGAGGUGGAGGGCAAGGACAGCAAGUUCAAAAUGCCCAAAUUCAAGAUGCCAUCCUUUGGGGUUUCUGGUCCCAGCAAGGAAGGUGCAGCGUCUGUGGACGUGUCCCUGCCCAAGGCAGAGCUGGAUGUCUCCCUGGGCGAUUCCAAGGCUGGCAAACUGAGCGUGGAGCUGCCCUCAGUGGAGGUGGACGUCAAAGGGGUGGACAUAGAAGGCCAGGUGCCCGAGGCAGAUGUCCAGCUUGGUGACCUGAAAGACAAGGCAGGUGGUGCAGACAUCAAAGGGCACUUGCCCAAGGUCCACAUGCCCAGUAUCAAAAUGCCCCAAAUGCCCAAAGCAGACAUCCAAGGCCCUAAAGUGGACAUCAGCAUGCCCAGCAUAGCCGUGUCCCUGCCCAAGGGCAAGGUCGACAUCAAGAGCCCUGACGUCGAGGUGGAGGGAGUCAAGGUAGAAGGGGACAUCAAAGUGGGAGACAAGGAGGUGGAGGGCAAGGACAGCAAGUUCAAAAUGCCCAAAUUCAAGAUGCCAUCCUUUGGGGUUUCUGGUCCCAGCAAGGAAGGUGCAGCGUCUGUGGACGUGUCCCUGCCCAAGGCAGAGCUGGAUGUCUCCCUGGGCGAUUCCAAGGCUGGCAAACUGAGCGUGGAGCUGCCCUCAGUGGAGGUGGACGUUAAAGGGGUGGACAUAGAAGGCCAGCUGCCCGAGGCAGACUUCCGGCUCGGCGACAUGAAAGGCAAGGCAAGUGAUGCGGGUAUCAAAGUCCACAUGCCCAGCGUCAAAAUGCCCCAAAUGCCCAAAGUAGACAUCAAAAGUCCCAAAGUGGACAUCAGCAUGCCCAGCGUAGAUGUGUCCAUGCCCAAGAGUAAGGUCAACAUCAAGAGCCCUGAAGUGGAGGUGGAGGGAGUCAAAGUGAAAGGGGACCUCAAACUGGGAGACAAGGGCAUGGAGGGCAAGGACAGCAAGUUCAAAAUGCCCAAAUUCAAGAUGCCAUCCUUUGGAGUUUCUGCUCCCAGCAAGGAAGGGGCAGCAUCCCUGGAUGUGUCACUGCCCAAGGCAGAGCUGGAUGUCUCCCUGGGCGAUGCCAAGGCUGGCGACCUGAGUGUGGAGCUGCCCUCCAUGGAGGUGGAUGUCAAAGGGGUACACAUAGAAGGCCAGCUGCCCGAGGAAGACGUCCAACUUGGCGACCUGAAAGGCAAGGCAGGGGGUGCAGACAUCAAAGGGCACUUGCCCAAGGUCCACAUGCCCAGCAUCAAAAUGCCCCAAGUGCCCAAAGCAGAAAUCAAAGGCCCCAAAGUGGACAUCAGCAUGCCCAGCGUUGACAUGUCCCUGCCCAAGGGAAAGGUCGACAUCAAGAGCCCUGAAGUCGAGGUGGAGGGAGUCAAGGUAGAAGGGGACAUCAAAGUGGGAGACAAGGAGGUGGAGGGCAAGGACAGCAAGUUCAAAAUGCCCAAAUUCAAGAUGCCAUCCUUUGGGGUUUCUGCUCCCAGCAAGGAAGGUGCAGCGUCUGUGGACGUGUCCCUGCCCAAGGCAGAGCUGGAUGUGUCCCUGGGCGAUGCCAAGGCUGGCAAACUGAGCGUGGAGCUGCCCUCAGUGGAGGUGGACGUUAAAGGGGUGGACAUAGAAGGCCAGCUGCCUGAGGCAGACGUCCGGCUCGGCGACAUGAAAGGCAAGGCAAGUGAUGCGGGUAUCAAAGUCCACAUGCCCAGCGUCAAAAUGCCCCAAAUGCCCAAAGUAGACAUCAAAAGUCCCAAAGUGGACAUCAACAUGCCCAGCGUAGACAUGUCCCUGCCCAAGAGUAAGGUCGACAUCAAGAGCUCUGAAGUGGAGGUGGAGGGAGUCAAAGUGAAAGGAGACCUCAAACUGGGAGACAAGGGCAUGGAGGGCAAGGACAGCAAGUUCAAAAUGCCCAAAUUCAAGAUGCCAUCCUUUGGAGUUUCUGCUCCCAGCAAGGAAGGGGCAGCAUCCCUGGAUGUGUCACUGCCCAAGGCAGAGCUGGAUGUCUCCCUGGGUGAUGCCAAGGCUGGCGACCUUAGUGUGGAGCUGCCCUCAGUGGAGGUGGAAGUCAAAGGGGUGGACAUAGAAGGCCAGGUGCCCGAGGCAGAUGUCCAACUUGGUGACCUGAAAGGCAAGGCAGGUGGUGCGGGCAUCAAAGGGCACUUGCCCAAGGUCCACUUGCCAAGCAUCAAAAUGCCCCAAAUGUCCAAAGCACACAUCAGGGGUCCCAAAGUGGACAUCAGCAUGCCCAGCGUAGACGUGUCCAUGCCCAAAGACAAGGUCGACAUCAAGAGCCCUGAAGUGGAGGUGGAGGGAGUCAGGGUGGAAGGGGACAUCAAACUGGGAGACAAGGAAGUGGAGGGCAAGGACAGCAAGUUCAAGAUGCCCAAAUUCAAGAUGCCAUCCUUUGGAGUUUCUGCUCCCAGCAAGGAAGGGGCAGCGUCCGUGGACGUGUCCAUGCCCAAGGCAGAACUGGAUGUGUCCCUGCCUUCUGUGCAGGGCGAUUCCAAGGCUGGCGACCUGAGUGUGGAGCUGCCCUCAGUGGAGGUGGAUGUCAAAAGGGUGGAUAUAGAAGGCCAGCUGCCCGAGGCAGAUGUCCAGCUUGGUGACCUGAAAUGCAAGGCAGGAGGUGCGGGCAUCCAAGUCCACAUGCCUAGCAUCAAAAUGCCCCAAAUGUCCAAAGCACACAUCAAAGGCCCCAAAGUGGACAUCAGCAUGCCCAGUGUAGACGUGUCCCUGCCCAAGAGCAAGGUCGACACCAAUAGCCCUGAAUUGGAGGUGGAGGGAGUCAAGGUGAAAGGGGACAUCAAAGUGGGAGACAAAGAGGUGGAGGGCAAGGACAGCAAAUUCAAAAUGCCCAAAUUCAAGAUGCCAUCCUUUGGAGUUUCUGUUCCCAGCAAGGAAGGGGCAGCGUCUGUGGAUGUGUCCCUGCCCAAGGCAGAGCUAGAUGUCUCCCUGGGCGAUGCCAAGGCUGGUGACUUGAGAGUGGAGCUGCCCUCAGUGGAGGUGGAAGUCAAAGGGGUGGACAUAGAAGGCCAGCUCCCCGAGGCAGACGUCCAGCUUGGCGACCUGAAAGGCAAGGCAGGCAGUGCAGGCAUCAAAGGGCACUUGCCCAAGGUCCACAUGCCAAGCAUCAAAAUGCCCCAGAUGCCCAGUGCAGACAUCAGAAGCCCCAAAGUGAGCAUCAGCAUGCCCAGCGUAGACGUUUCCCUCCCAAAGUAUAAGGUCGACAUCAAGAGCCCUGAAAUCAAGGUGGAGGGAGUCAAGAUGGAAGGGGACAUCAAACUGGGAGACAAGGAGAUAGAGGGCAAGGACAGCAAGUUAAAAAUGCCCAAAUUCAAGAUGCCAUCCUUUGGAGUUUCUGCUCCCAGCAAGGAAGAGGCAGUGUCUGUGGACGUGUCCCUGUCCAAGGCAGAGCUGGAUGCGUCCCUGCCCUCUAUGAAGGUCGAUGCCAAGGCUGACAACCUGAGUGUGGAGCUGCCCUCAGUUGAGGUGGACGUCGAAGGGGUGGACAUAGAAGGCCAGCUGCCCGAGGAAGACGUCCAACUUGGCGACCUGAAAGGCAAGGCAGGUGGUGCAGACAUCAAAGGGCACUUGCCCAAGGUCCACAUGCCCAGUAUCAAAAUGCCCCAAAUGCCCAAAGCUGACAUCAAAGUCCCCAAAGUGGACAUCAGCAUGCCCAGCGUAGACGUGUCCUUGCCCAAGGGCACGGUUGACAUAAAGAGCCCUGAAUUAGAGGUGGAGGUGAUCAAGGUGGAAGGGGAAAUCAAAUUGGGAGACAAGGACAUAGAGGGCAAGGACAGCAAGUUUAAGAUGCCAAAAUUCAAGAUGCCCUCUUUUGGUUCUUCUCAUCGCAAGAUUUCUAAAACUUCUGUUGACUCUUCUUCUAGCCUUGCUGUUUCCCACUUGUCUGAACAUUCUCAUGAUCUUACUAUUAAGGCCUCUGACUCAACUUCUUCCUCUGCUCAGGAUGAUAGCCAUUUUAAAGAACCUGAAGGAAGCAGAAUCAAAGUUCAGAUGCCCAAAGUAACCCUUCCCAGCAUUGGUUUUUCCAAGGGUGAUGGUAAAGUUUCCAAAACCAGCCUACCUGUAGGUUUAUCUCAGGCAGAGGAUAUCAGCUCCUCUGUGGAUUCAUCCUUUCCAAACCUUUCUGCACCAUUGCAUGGAAUCUCUGCUGAAAUCCCCACUUUUGAUAUCCUUGUACCACAAGCAGAUGGUGAAAAAUUCAUCUCUAAGGUACAACCGUCCCAAAUCCAACUGCCUAAAGCUGAUGUUCCAAGGCCUCAUUUGGAGGGGAACCUUAAGUCAUUGGAUGUGAAAAUUUCCUCAACAAAACCUGACUCAGAUAUUAGUCUUUCUAAAGGUGAGACUCCAGAAGGAGAAGUUGAUGCGAACAUUGAAAUUUCCAGUUCAUGUGAUACACGUCAACGGCAUAUAGAAUUCCCUGGGGUUAUGCUCCCUGGGUUGAGUUUUACUAAAAUUAACAUCAGCAGUCCCCACACUGAAUCUGCCGGAACCAGAGUGAAGGAGGACAUCACCCUCACAAAAUACGAGGUUAUUCUUCCCAUGUCAGGCUCUCAUGAUACUCCUUCCCUCCCUCAGUCUGAUACCGAAGAGCCAGAGACCUCAGUUUCCACAGGAUAUGGAAGCGUGCAGAAUCUUCCUUAUGCCACUGCUGGAAUGAUUAAAUUUCCCAAGUUUUACAAACCAAAGUUUGGGGUUUCUGUCUCCAAGCCCUUGGAGGUCUCCUACACUCAAGAACCUCCCAAGUUGGCAAUGGAGGUGACAGCCCAUGGGGUGCCAUCUUUUAUCCCCAAGAGAGAAAUUAUACCAUCUGCUGAGACGGUUAAAUCAUCUGAGCACUUCAGCUCUGUCCAGAUACCUCAGGAAGUCUCUGCCCCCCUGGCACUGAGUGAUUUCCCAGAUUCAGACAUAACUCUUCAGACAAUGAAGGCAGAAGUCAAGCCUGAGGAAACAGAGUCAGAAGGGAAAGAAGGCUUCUUCAAAAUGCCCAAAUUCAAGCUCCCUUCAUUUAAUUGGUCUCCCAAGAAAGAGGUAGCUUCAAAAGGAGCUCCAGGUUCUAAGCCAAGUGAUACCAGUACCACUGUAGACAAAGAACAACCACCUGCUGAUUCAGAAACUCAGACCCCACAUCUAGAAACAGUCAUUGAUGUGUCCACUGAAAAAGAUGGCCCCAAAGAGAAGACUAAGAAGCCCCACUUUGUGAUGCCAAAGAUUGGGCUUCCCAAAGCCAAGGGCUCCAAGGCAGGGAUUGGCCUGCAGAAGGAAGCAGGAGAACUCACCCAGCCUGAGUAUGCUGCUAUGGUGGGGGCCAAUAAGAACAUUACAGACACAUCUGGCAAAAAAGGAGUGAUUGAUACAGAAGGAGUCCAAAUUGUGGUUCCUGUUGUCAUGAGACAGAGCGAAAUACAAGUCCUUAAAGGUCCUUUCCCUGGGAAAGCUACUGCUGUUGAGCCAUCAGGUGGUAAGGAGAGUGGGCAAAACCAAACUGCCCUUCCAGAUGUUCAAAUGUCCCAAACUGGCUCCUCAGUUGCUCAAGUCAAAAGCCAUGACAUCCAUAUUUCAAUACCAAAAUUGGAGGCAGACAUGUCCCAACCAACUCCUAAAGCAGACAUAGAGACAGAAACAUAUGCAGAUGUGCUAAAACGCAACAUCGAUGACAAAGGCUUGAAAUUAUGCCAGCCUACAGCUGACAUGUUGGAUUCAACAACUUCCGUAUCUCAGGUCAGGGUCACCUCUGGAGAAAGCACCACGCGCCUUCUGAUGCCCAGCCUGGGAUUUUCCACAAGUGAAACGAUAGCUCCCAGAGGAGAAAGAGGUGAGACAGUUCUUCUCAAACAUGGCAUUUCCACGACUGGACCACAAGCCAUUGCCAAAGAUGAAGAAAGUAUUAUAGGUUUAGCUGAGUCAGAAAUGGAUCUUCUCCCAACAGAAGGGCCCAUUAAACUCAAAACCUCAAGUACUGAAAUACCAUCUCAAGUUUCCGUGAUUGAAACUGGCCGGGUCUGGGAAGGCUCCGUACUGACCGUUAAAUUUCCCAAGUUACAAGUACCCAAAUUUACCUUCCAAGCCCCCAACACGGAGGCUGACAUUUUUAUCCCCAAAGUGAGGGAAAUAAUGUGCCCUGAGACAGACAUUGAGAUAGCCAUCCAUAAGGAGAGCCCAGAAGAAUGGAGCGCCAAAGUUCUCAAAGCAGUCUCCGAGGUCCCUCCUCAGCCAAGCCCCGACCCGAUAAGGCCUCCGAAAGACCUUGCCCUUUCCUCAAUAGCCUCUCCCAUUUCCAAAGUCAAGGUCCACAUUCAGGGUGCACACAUAGAAAGCCAAGAGGUCACUGUAGAAAGCCGAGUGACCUGUGAACAUGGUGAGCUCCCGAGACGAGAGACCUUUUCCACUCAGAUAGUGAGAGCCUCAGAGGUCCCUCCCUCUGAUAUUCAAACGCCUUCUUAUGGGUUUUCCCUGCUGAAGGUGAAGAUCCCCGAAUCACAUGUCAACCUGGAUGUGACUGGCAAGGAACAAGAAGCCCUCAAGUACACAAGUUCUGCAUUCAAGACGCAAGACGUCUCAGAAGACAGUUUGAGAAAAGAAGCAUCCGGAGUAGAUCCAGUAGAUCUCUCACUGGAGAGUGAACUCCAACCUGAAACAGGGGAACCAUAUGAAGUCAUCUCUUCUAGUGCCAAUUUGCCAAAGCUGAAAACAUUUACAUUUGAAGUUCACUCUUCCCAUCAAUACAUAGAUAGCUACUCUGAUGACGAGCCUGCAGAAAUCCUGGAAUUCCCCCCUGAAGAUAGCCGUGACCAAACACCACCAGAUGAAGAAGAAGAAAAGGAGCAAAAGAUCCAACUGGAAAGCAAGAAGUCUGCUGGCCUCUUCCGAUUUUGGCUUCCAAACAUUGGAUUUUCUUCUUCUGUGGAUGAGGCAAGUUCAGAUUCCAAAACUGAAGCCUCUAAGUCAGUCCCAAUAGAAACCCAGCCAGAAGCCAUGCCAGACGUUGAACCUCCGAAGAAACCAGAGAAAACCAGCUGGUUCCGAUUCCCCAAAUUAGGAUUCUCCUCUUCCCCAGCCAAGAAGAGUAAGAGUAUAGAGGAGAGUGAGGCAGAGCCCACCAAGGCAGAAUCACAGGAGGAAGCUGAGCAAACAGUCACUUUCUUUGAUGCACAGGAAACAUUAACCCCAGAAGAGAAAGAAGGGGGUGAAGGCACCACUAGCACCACCAAUGAUGAUGUCCAAGAACCAGGGGCCCUAAUUACAUCUUCUGCAAGAACUGAAUUAAUCUUACUGGAGCAGGAAGGAAAAACUGCAGGAAAAACCGUUUCUGGGCAUGUGGCCAAAUGAAGGGCAAGGUGGGUUUUCUUAGCCAUCCAAAGAGAGACUUGACAAACCAAAUUUCAAAGCUAAGUCAGUAGGAAAGACCUAUCUUGACCACACUCAUCCCUCCACAUCAGUUCAGAAAACUGAAUGUGGAAACCAAUGAGAACCCUGCAUGGGUAUCCCUUUGCUGAACACGAUGACGGUGUCUGUUGCCCCAGAGGCAAGCCACACACUCUUGAGGGAAGGGAGACCUUCAGAUGUUCUGAACACCUUCCCGGGCAGAGUUCACUGAGACUCAAAAGGGAUAGAGAUGCGCUAAGAAACAAAGACUGGAGGAAAGAUCUUGGUGAAGUUCUGCCCUCAGAAACUCACCAAGAAAAAUGUUCACAACUCUUUUGUGCAAAGGACUGUCAUGUUUACUUGGGAGUAGGUAGGGCCAAUUGUUGGUUUUGUUUCUGUCCUGCUGCUGUUACUGCUUUCUGGUGGAAAAUCUAUUAUCCUUCUUUUAGAUAGAUAGAGCCAAAGUACUCCAUGGGAUCACAUUUCCUGCAGGACAAAGCUGCUUUCUCUUUCUGUUAGAAGUCCUCACUAUAUCAAGCUUCUGGAAACUGAGAGGGCUAAGUUACGUGUGGUGGCGAGGAAAGGGAGGAGAAGGGAUAAAGGUGGUGGACCAAGGUGGGUCCAGUGCAGCAGUAAGUGGCUCUUAGAGGGCAAGAGAGUCAUAGGAGAGGAAGCCAAAGCAUCUGGGAAUUGACCCAGAAGAGGAAUCGUAGAUGGUCCUUUGCCUGUAUCUGUGACCCUCCCACCUUCCCGGGCCAUUACCGUGGUUCGCACCUUUCCUACCUGUAAUAUGUACAAGGCCUGAAUGAAAACCUCCACAAGAGAAAUAAAUAU